Messenger RNA from Durusdinium trenchii, 860 nucleotides. The record is from the annotation of a GenBank genome assembly. NCBI's taxonomy places the organism in Eukaryota, Dinophyceae, Suessiales, Symbiodiniaceae.
CACUGUGCACAUUGGCCGCUGCUGGGACGAUGUUGAGAAGCCUUUGAUUCUGCAAAGGAAGUCUGUGAUUCAUUGAUUCUGUGCUUCCCAAUUCACUUUGAUUCAUGUUGCCAAGUUCCUCCUAUCAAAUCAAGUCGUGCUGUGUAUUUGCUACCUUUGCUGUAAGGCCAUUUGUCAAGCCUUCACCGGAAAGCUCGUGACUUGUUCGACCAGGGAUCUACGAUUGUUUUGGGCCCAGCUGGCUGCGGGAAGACGACGCUUUUGCGUGAUGUUGCAAUUGGCAUGUCACGUCAGUUUCAGGUUCUUGUGGUGGACUUCUCUGGGCACCUAGCAGACAUCAGUCUUCACAGUGAAGACCUUGGCUACGUCCAAGCGAAGAUUGCUAGCGAAAUGGAGAUGGAGGCCGUCCGGUUAGCGAUCGAAGCGCAUGUGCCGGAGGUCAUCGUCGCAGAGUUUUCCAGCACGUACUCUGCGCUACAAGCAGGGCGUGUCUGUGAUGAAGCUGGUGUUCGCCUGGCGUGCUCAGUUCGUAGCAAUGUCCGCUACUUGGUGGAUGCGUUCGUCCACUGGUACACGGGUCGGCCGGAAAUGCGGGAACUGGGAUGUCUCAAUUUUCCGUUUCCUUCGGCAGUUGUGCUCUCAAGACAAUCUCCCGAGUGGGAGGUGUUGACAGAUGCUCCAGGCACAGUAUGUGGCAUGGCAGCUGGACGUUUGCCAGCUUGUGACAAGCAUCAGCAAGACAAAUAAAUGAGCAAGACGGACCUCUUUGUCAUAGAACUCUCAGAUCUAUUCAGACUGUGUCGUGUCUUUCUCUGCUGAAUCAGACUCGCGCUCAUGAAGCUCUGGAGCUCGCGAGAAAA